Nicotiana tabacum (common tobacco) is the source of this 1305-nucleotide messenger RNA. Lineage: Eukaryota; Viridiplantae; Streptophyta; Magnoliopsida; Solanales; Solanaceae. The record is from RefSeq and is a predicted model, not a curated record.
AUGAUGCAGCAGGUAAUUGGGUCCAAUGCGAAAAUAAAUGAGAGGGUAGAUGCACAUGACACAACUAUCAAAAAUAUUGAGGUACAGGUAGGCCAAAUUGCUAUGUCUUUGAAUAAUCGUCCUCAAGGGACAUUGCCUGCAGAUACUCAAACAAAUCCUAGGGAUCAGGGCCCAAAGCAGCUGAUGGCAGUGAGUCUCCGAAACGGGAGAGAUCUUGAUGUAGAACAAGAAAGAGAUCGUGAGAAUGUGCAGACCGAGACGCUUGUUCAGGUACCUAUCGAACUGGAUGAAUCCACAAGGCUGACAAAUGUUACAGUUCAUCCCGUUCUUGAAGAACAAAAUAUUCAGCAAGAGCCUGAGAAAGCUACUGAAAUAGUUGCAGAACCAGCUGAGGAGAUAGUGGUUGAAAAGCCAAAGUCCCAAGUUCUUGGGAAGAAAUUACCACCUGCACCAUUCCCCAGAGACUGGCCAACCAUCAAAAGGAAGAACAGUACAAGAAGUUCUUUGAGAUGCUCAAGCAGAUUCAGACCAGUUGCUGAGAAGCUCUCUGACCCAGGGAGUUUCACUAUUCCUUGCACUAUUGGUAACUUCGCCUUUGCUAAGGCACUCUGUGAUUUAGGGGCCAACAUUAAUCUCAUGCCCCUGGUUAUUUAUAAGAGGUUGGACAUUGGGAGAGCCAGACCCACCUCUAUGCUGCUGCAGCUGGCAGACAGGACGGUUAAGCGUCCAUUUGGGAUCCUGGAUGAUGUACUGAUUCAGGUAGGGAAGUUCGUCUUCCCUGCAGAUUUUGUGAUCUUGGACUGCAAGGUAGAUAAGGAAAUUCCUAUCAUUUCAGGAAGACCGUUCUUAGCCACUGGGAGAGCUUUAAUUGAUUGUGAGACUGGGGAGCUUAAGAUGAGGCUCAAUGAUGAAGAGAUUAUUUUCAAUGUGCAAAAAUCGAUGAGACAUCCCAGGGAGUUCGCAAAUUGCUCUCUCAUUGAUGAUAUUGAUGUGAUUGUUGAGUCAGAUGAUGAAGCAUUGACUGCAGAGGAUCCCCUGCUGGCAUGUUUGACAAAUUUGGAAGAUGUAAAUGGUGAAGACUUGGCAGAAUGGGUAUUAGCAUUAGAGGGUAGGUGGUUUUGGAACCGAAGUCUAGAAUUUGAACCCCUACACCUAGAAAAAAGAGAGAGCCCUCCAGAAAAACCAUCCAUUGAAGAACCACCAAAGCUGGAGCUAAAGCCAUUGCUAGCUCACCUCAGGUAUGAAUUUCUCGGUCCUAACUCUACUAUACCUGUUAUUAUCUCAUCAAGUUUGCUAGAUGUGUAG